Messenger RNA from Micromonas pusilla CCMP1545, 1476 nucleotides. RefSeq lists its product as uncharacterized. Bases 542 to 1429 code for a protein of 295 amino acids. Lineage: Eukaryota; Viridiplantae; Chlorophyta; Mamiellophyceae; Mamiellales; Mamiellaceae. The record is from RefSeq and is a predicted model, not a curated record. The transcript has 3 exons.
ACGCGUUGCACUCCCGCGCGCUCGUCGCCGCGGACAAGACGCGAGAGCAGCGCGCGGUCGCGCACGAGCGCGAGGUUGACGUCUUGCGCGCGAGACGCGCGCGCAGGGACCGCGAGAGGGAGGAUCUGGAGGACCUCGUGACGAUGCUGGGAUCGGAAUUGGAAUCGUCAGAAUCGUCGGCGUCGCCGUUCGACGCCGCGACGCGCGACGCCGUCGUGCGAUCGAUCGAAGCCGGAGACUGGGACGCCUGAUCGCGGCCGUCUCCGCAGCGGACGCCGCCGCCGCGCGCGCGGGCCACCCAGUGGACGCGCUGCGCAAGGCGACCCUCGCGUACGCGCACUACGCGACGGGAGCGUCGACGGCCGCGGAGCGCGCGGCGGAUCGAUCGAUAGCCGCGGGGAAGACGCACGGCGACUGGCGCCGCGGGCAGACGCGCGCGCUCGCGGCGCGCGUCGGCGCGAACGCGGCGAUCAGGCGCGGCGACGUCGAGACCGCGCUGCGGUUCGUCGCGCUGCCGGUUCGCGCCGACCCCGACGGCGCGAUGUUCAAAGGCGCGUACGAGGCGCUGAGGGGCGUCCAGAAGGAGUUGCGAGACGCGGACGCGAAGCUCGACCGCGGCGAGUCGAGGCUGGCGCUGGACGCGGUGGAGCGCGCGUCCGCGACGAUCCGCGGGCUCGGGGUGCGAGACGGCGUCGGAAACGUCUUCGCGGACGUGGAGAGCCGCCGGUGCGUCGCGCACGCGCAGAUGCGAGCGUUCGAUCUCGCGCUCGCGGCGUGCGAGAAGGCGUUCGCCGCCGUCGGCUGCGGCGCCGGCGCCGCGUCGCCGGAAGCGGCGAAGCCGGAGGACUCCCGAGAGACGCGGCGGUCGUGCGACGAUGCGGACGCGAGGGCGCGCGCGAGGGCGCACGUCGCGCGCGCGGAGGUGCACUCGCGGGAUAAGUACCCGGAGGGUGCGCUCGCGGAUCUUCACGCCGCGGAGGAGCUGCUGGCCCCGGACGCGCGCAGAGGGUCGACGGACGCGGCGAAGGCGCUGAGGGACGUCGGGGAGAAGCUCGCCGCCGCGAACCGCGCGAAGCACGAGCACGAUAACUCGCGGGAUCACUCGAAGAUGCUGGACUUGCCGGAGAACUUGCACGAGCUCGAGAAAGAGCGCCGGUGCGAGUUCGUGAAGAAGGCGUACAAGCGAGCGGCUUUGAAGUGGCACCCGGAUAAGGCGACGGAGGCGGGGAAGUCGAGGGCGGCGCGGAAGAUGAACGAGAUGACGGAAGCGAGGGAUCACGUGAACAAACGGUUAGGGUGCGUCGCGCCGAAGCGCGACCCCGCGGAGGAGGCGCACAGGGCGGCGCAGCAGCAGUGGCAGCAGCAGCAGCGCGCGCGGCACUUUCAGCAGUUCCAGCAGCGCGGCCGACGGACGCACUUUGAGUUUUGAGCGCGGCGUCGCGAACGCGCGCAUCUUUACGGCGAUUUUUUUUCUCU